This is a messenger RNA of Brassica oleracea var. oleracea, 1231 nucleotides long. RefSeq lists its product as uncharacterized. The record is from RefSeq and is a predicted model, not a curated record. The coding region runs from base 74 to 1186 and encodes 370 amino acids. NCBI's taxonomy places the organism in Eukaryota, Viridiplantae, Streptophyta, Magnoliopsida, Brassicales, Brassicaceae. The transcript has 3 exons.
UCUUAACUAUACUUUCAUAUAAGCACACAACUGAUAGAUUGUUUUCUUGUGUCACAUAGCGUAAGAGCUCACAAUGUCUCCCGCUAUCUCUCUUUGUUUGGCUUUCCUUUUUGCGCUUUGUCAUGGUUCUCAUAGCCUACCUGCACAGCGAACUCCUCAUCUUGAUACACUUCUCCCUAAUGGAAACUUUGAGCAAGUUCCAAACAAAUCAAACAUGAGAAAGAGGCAAAUAAUCGGCAAAUACUCUCUUCCUCAUUGGGAAAUCUCCGGCCACGUCGAGUUAGUCUCUGGCGGUCCACAGCCUGGAGGUUUCUACUUUGCGGUGCCACGUGGAGUCCAUGCAGCUAGGCUAGGGAACUUAGCAUCGAUUUCUCAGUAUGUGAAAGUGAAGCGUGGCUUGGUCUAUUCUCUAACGUUUGGGGUCACGAGGACUUGUGCUCAGGACGAGAACAUACGAAUCUCUGUUCCCGGUCAGACCAAUGAGCUGCCGAUCCAAACCCUGUUCAGUACUAACGGUGGAGACACGUACGCUUGGGUUUUCAAGGCAAAGUUUGAUGUGGUUAAGGUCACUUUUCAUAACCCUGGUGUUCAAGAGUACCCUUCAUGUGGUCCUCUCGUUGACGCCGUUGCCAUCAAAGAGAUUCUUCCUCUUCGGUAUACUAGAGGAAACCUUGUGAAGAACGGCGGAUUCGAGAUCGGUCCACAUGUAUUCAACAACUUCUCCACCGGAAUCUUAAUCCCGGCGAAGGUACAAGAUCUCAUCUCACCGCUUCCAGGAUGGAUCAUCGAAUCCCUAAAACCGGUCAAGUACAUCGAUAGCCGCCACUUCGAAGUCCCCUCAGGACUCGCCGCGAUCGAGCUCGUCGCCGGGAGAGAAAGCGCCAUCGCUCAGAUCAUCCGCACCGUCGCCGGUAGAAACUACAUGCUCUCCUUUGCUGUUGGAGACGCACAAAACGGUUGUCACGGAUCGAUGAUGAUGGAGGCGUUUGCUGGAAAAGCCGCGUUUAAGCUUCGGUUUGAGUCUAACGGUAAAGGCGCGUUUAAAGUUGGGCGUUUCAGGUUUCGCGCGGAUUCUAACCGCACGAGGUUAACGUUCUACAGUGGGUUUUAUCAUACCAAGCUCCAUGAUUUUGGACACCUUUGUGGGCCCGUGCUUGACAAUGUUAGUGUUGUAAUGACACGUUAAAAUUUAUUUGAGUAUAAAUUAUAAUCUAAUACUUAUAUAAUAAAA